AUGACGGACUCCGGACCCUCCCUUUGCAGCGUCCUCAACCCACAUGCCUGGUUCGACCCACAGAGACUGCACCCUGAAGUGGAGUCGCUGAUCUACUGGCGGUCGGCGGCGCACAGCGGCGCGGCGCUCGGCGCGGGGCUGGCGCUGCUGGUGGCGCUGGCGUGCUGCUCCGUGGUGUCCGUGUGCGCCUACGCUUCACUGCUGGCGCUCUCCGCCGCCGUCGCCUUCCGCAUCUACAAGAACGUGCUGCAGGCAGUGCAGAAGACUAACGAUGGACACCCCUUCAAAUGGCUCCUGGAGAAGGACGUGUCGGUGUCGGCGGAGCGCGCGCAGUCGCUGGCGGCCGCCGCCACCGCGCACCUCAACGCCGCGCUCGCCGAGCUGCGCAGGCUAUUUCUGGUGGAGGACCUGGUGGACUCGCUCAAGUUCGGUGUGCUGCUAUGGUGUCUCACGUACGUUGGUGCCUGCUUCAAUGGCAUCACGCUCAUCAUACUCGGAUGGAUAGCGUUGUUCACUUUGCCGAAGGCGUACGAAAUGAACAAGGCGCAAGUUGACGCCAACCUGGAGCUGGCGCGCGCCAAGAUCAACGAGAUCUCUGCCAAGGUGCGGGCAGCGGUCCCUCUGGGCCGGAAGUCGGAGAGCGAGAAGGACAAGUAG
Molecule: messenger RNA, 657 nt
Organism: Arctia plantaginis
Lineage: Eukaryota; Metazoa; Arthropoda; Insecta; Lepidoptera; Erebidae
Source: the annotation of a GenBank genome assembly